Salvia miltiorrhiza (redroot sage) is the source of this 1173-nucleotide messenger RNA. RefSeq names its product protein GET1-like. Bases 142 to 840 code for a protein of 232 amino acids. Lineage: Eukaryota; Viridiplantae; Streptophyta; Magnoliopsida; Lamiales; Lamiaceae. Gene Ontology annotation, biological process: tail-anchored membrane protein insertion into ER membrane. The record is from RefSeq and is a predicted model, not a curated record. The transcript is spliced from 8 exons.
AUAAUAUCUAAAGGCAAAUAAUGACCUACCCACGACGUCGUUUAAGCCACCGUUCAUUCUCUGGGAGAAUAGAACAAUUGCUUCCCACAGAAUAAGAACAAAAAAAGAAGAGGAAAAAACACAGCCAGAAAAAGCGAAGAAAUGGAAGAAAUUCAAACGGGGCAAGGGAAAUCAUUUGCAGCUCCAGUUAUUUUCAUCCUUGUAUUUUCUUUCCUCUUCGUAUCUAAGUACAUCGAAUCCCAAAAAAACAAGGUUUUCUUCCUUUUUUUCUUUUUUGGUGGACUUAUUGAUUUCGCUUUCCAAUUUUGGGAGAAAGGAUCCGGCGAAAAUUUGGAUGUUAGAUUGCGACAAGAAAUCAAGCAGCUUUUGAAGGAGGCCAAUUCUUUAUCGCAGCCUUCAACAUUCGCUCAAGCUGUAAAACUGAGAAGAACGGCUGCUGCGAAGGAGAAGGAACUUGCAAAGUUGUGCCAAGUCUAUAAACUGUUUCAGAUUAUCUUGUUCUUAAGUAAUCCUGAGAUGUCAAACACCAUUUCUGGCCUAGAUGCAGCUGUCUUGACUCUCCAAGAUCUAGAGAUGCAAGAGAAGGAUAUGAAGUUGUCAGUUAGUUCAUACGGAAAGCACUUGAUGAUAUCAAAGGUAUUUACGUAUUUUGUGCUGAUUUUAUGGUUCUGGAAGAUACCUGUUGCCACAAUACCUGAUCAACUCGUGCACCCUUUUGGAAGGUUGCUUUCUUGGAGAGCAGGAACUUCUUUGAAGGACAGUGUUGUGAUAGGAGUCAUACCAUGGUUGAUAGUAUCUCACAGAGUGAGCAAAUUUAUUUGCAGGAAGGUAUUCGAGUAAGAUUUUCUUUGCAGGGGAAGUUUUGAGAUCAACAGCAACAGGAGACUACAUAGAUUGGCCUACCAUUUUACUUUUCUUUUUUUUGUCUUUUUUUUUUCCCCUUCUUUAGAUCAUAUGUUUCCUACAAGUGAUCACUUCAAGUUCUGCCCCAGUAUUGGUGCAUACAUGUUAGUGCAGCAUAGUCAUCAGAAAUUUACAGUCUUAUAGUACAACAUUUUUUUUUUGGAUAAAAACACUCUUGUACAACUUAUAUGCCAUGUACUCGUCCAAAAUGGAUCAAAAUUGUUGAAUGUAUUACAGUUUAGCAGUAUAAUGAUUUGUUCACACCAGCAA